AUAAUUUGUUUACGUUUCAAAAAAAGUGAAAUUUAUUUGUUUUCUCAAUUUUAAUUAUUCUUUAAUUUUGAUAUGGAAAUAGAAUUGUUGAAUCUGAAUGAUAAAGUAUGGAAGAGAAGCUAGAAAGUUAUCGAUUGAGAAAAAGACGAACAGAAAAGUUUCAAAGUUUAAAAGAAAAGUUCUUUAAAAUGGUUUCAAUAAAUAUUACAUCCAGUGAUAAGAAAGUUGAGGAAACGAAUGUGAAUAUUGAGAAUACAGAUACUGAUGACGUUGAGAAUGAGUCAAUAGCAUCGUCAACAACAACAAUAGCUGAAGAAAAUACAGAAAAUACUAAUAAUCGCUCGUGGCUAACAUAUUGUACCUGGUUGAUAUAUUUCUUAAUAUGGAUUACAUUAUAUGCCAUUGCAAUUGAAUUGAGCUUCGGUUCCGUUUAUUUCAUGCUCUCAUUGCUCUUAGGCAUCUGCUUUAAUACGAGAGUUAAACCGAAAGGAAAGAAGGAAAUUAGUGCUUAUAGCGUAUUUAAUGAGAAUUGUGAAUCUAUUGAUGGUACAUUUAAGGCUGAAAUGUUUGAGAAGCAAUUAGGUAUAAGGCAACUGUAAAGGAAUGUAUUACAUUAUCUGAAAUAAAGACUGUUAAGAUUGAA
This is a messenger RNA of Chironomus riparius, 643 nucleotides long. NCBI's taxonomy places the organism in Eukaryota, Metazoa, Arthropoda, Insecta, Diptera, Chironomidae. The record is from the annotation of a GenBank genome assembly.